GCAGCUCCACGGGCCACACGGCACCCCACAGCGAUGAAUCGCAGUCAUCGGCAGUGCCAUGCCUCGCUUCGUCCUGCUCUUGCUGGCGCUCUGUCUCGUAGUCAGGACAAAAACUGACCCCCAGAGUGACGAUGAGGAGUUCAGGGAGGUGCGGGACGCCCUAAGGAAAUUUUUUGCUCGCGGCGUUGACCCCGGGCAACAGAAGACUCAGGAUAUAUCGCCUGCAAGCAGUUGGAACAUCGCAGCAGAAAGACGCCGGCAGUUAAUUUACACGGAGGAUGCGCUGCACGACGGAGGGGCGACGCCCGCUGACGUGCCCAGCGGCGGCCACGGGCACCGCGGGCACGACGCGGCGCAGUACUACCUCAACGAGUGGGUGGUGCACCUGACGGGCGGGCCACAGCUGGCCGCCGCCGUGGCCAAGGACCUGGGCUACCACUUCCUUGGCCAGGUGGGCGGCUUCUCUGACGUGUACCGCCUCGUCAAGACGGACCACCCCGCCAGACACAGGCGUGCCGCGCCCGCCCUCACGCGCCACCUCAACGCCCACGCCAAGGUGGUGUGGGCGGAGCAGCAGUUUGCGAAGGAGAGGACCAAGAGGAGCGUCCCUUUGCACCCUUUGGAGAGGAGCGCGGACGAUGAGACGGACUGGAGGAGGAAGAGGAGUAGGAGGAGUAGGGUAAAGGGGACGAGCUCGGAAGAUACAGCCUGGAAGAAUGAGAUAGAGAAGAUGACGAAGAAGAAGACGAUGGUGGAGAAGGCUUUGGCGAUGGAGCGGAUUUUUAACGAUGAGUUGUGGGAUCAUCAGUGGUAUCUCUUCGACACGAGGACGCGGAGUGAUUUGCCGCGGCUGGACCUCCGGGUGGUGGGGGCGUGGCUGCGGGGUGUGUCGGGGCGCGGCGUGCGGGUGCAGGUUCUCGACGACGGUCUGGAGUGGCGGCACGAAGAUCUGCGCCAGAACUACGACCCCGAAAUCAGCACUGACCUCAACGACAACAAGAGUGACCCCAGCCCGCGUUACGACCCUCUGCUCAUGAACUCUCACGGGACGAGAUGCGCGGGGGAGAUCGCGAUGGUCCACAAUAACCGCAAGUGUGGAGUCGGUGUUGCUUUUGAGGCGAAGAUCGGAGGAGUUCGCAUGCUGGACGGACCUGUGAGCGACGUGGUGGAGGGCCUGGCGCUAACCUACGCCCUGGGGAAGGUGGACGUGGUGAGCUGCUCCUGGGGCCCCCUCGACGACGGCAGGAGGGUGGAGGGCCCCGGCAGACUGGCGGAGAUGUCGCUGCAGAGAGGCAUCGAGGAGGGUCGGGGCGGCAAGGGCACCAUCUACGUGUGGGCGGCGGGCAACGGCGGGGCUGUGAGCGACAACUGCAACUGUGACGGCUACACGUCCUCCAUCGGCACGCUCACCAUCAGCAGCGCCACGGAGACCGGCAACUUCCCCUGGUACGGCGAGCUCUGCCCCUCCACCAUGGCCACCGCCUACUCGUCCGGCGCCUACACGGACCAGAAGAUUGCCACCACAGACCUCAACAACACGUGCACGAUUCACUUCACCGGGACGUCUGCCGCCGCCCCGCUGGCUGCCGGCAUCGUGGCCCUCGCCCUGGAGGCCAAUCCUGAGCUGACGUGGCGGGACAUGCAGCACGCCGUGGUGUGGAGCAGCGACUGGUCCAUCCUGGGGCACAACCAGGGCUGGACGGUCAACGGCCGGGGCCUCAGGAUCAACCCUCGCUUCGGCUUCGGGAUGCUCAGCGCGGAGAGCCUCGUCAACCUCGUCGCCAGUAACUGGACCCGCGUGCCUGAGCAGCGGACGUGCACACUGAAGACAGCCAAAAGGUCGGGCAGCAGCCUUCACAGCGGCGGGUGGGUGUCGGCGCAGUUCUCCGGCGAGGCGUGCGAGGAGGUGCGAGUCCUGGAGCACGUGCAGGUCGUGGCCAACAUAGAGUACUCCAGACGCGGCGCCCUGACCCUCGCCCUCACCAGCCCCCAAGGAACGCGCGUGGAGCUGCUGACGGAACGGCUCUUGGACGACUCGACGGAGGGCUUCACCAGCUGGCCCUUCACGUCUGUGCUCACCUGGGGGGAGGACCCGCGGGGCUUCUGGGACCUCAAUGUGUCAGACAGUACGACGCGGCAGGAGCAAGGCAGCGUUGGAGAGCUCGAACUGAUCUUGUACGGCACGAGCGAGCUGCCAGAACACAUGAAGCAGGAGAGAACCAACCCCCGACCCGCCGAGAUUCAUUACGAAGUCGAAGAAAACGAAGAUGAGGAGGAAGACGAAGUGGAGGUGCACCCGAGUUCCAAGCACCUGAGCACUCUCCUUAGGAACAAUUAAUUACUACGUUGAACAAGAGGCAAAGGAAUUCGAUCCUCUUCUGCUGGCCAAAACAAAUAAAUAAGUGAAUAAAA
Molecule: messenger RNA, 2412 nt
Organism: Eriocheir sinensis (Chinese mitten crab)
Lineage: Eukaryota; Metazoa; Arthropoda; Malacostraca; Decapoda; Varunidae
Product: neuroendocrine convertase 1-like
Exons: 14
Coding region: 59-2338 (759 amino acids)
Biological process (GO): protein processing
Cellular component (GO): trans-Golgi network; Golgi membrane
Molecular function (GO): serine-type endopeptidase activity
Source: RefSeq, a predicted model, not a curated record